This is a messenger RNA of Malaya genurostris, 1920 nucleotides long. RefSeq lists its product as uncharacterized. The record is from RefSeq and is a predicted model, not a curated record. The coding region runs from base 1 to 1920 and encodes 639 amino acids. Gene Ontology annotation, molecular function: zinc ion binding; nucleic acid binding. The transcript has a single exon. Lineage: Eukaryota; Metazoa; Arthropoda; Insecta; Diptera; Culicidae.
AUGGCCGAAAAACUGCAAAUGGAAAAGGUCAAGAAAAGGGAGCGUUUGUUUGCUACAUUGGAACGUCAUGCUCAAUUUUUGGAGGAAUAUAAUGAAGAAUCGCAAUGUGGACAGGUUCAGUGUAGAUUGGACAAAUUGGAGAAAAUAUGGGACGAUUUCGAGGAAAUUCAAGAAGAAAUUGCCAAAAAUGAUGAAAACGGUGAAUACGAGGAGGAGGGCAACAGGAUACAUGCUUUAUUUGAAAAUCAAUAUUUUGAAUUACGAGCAGCUUUGCUUCAGAAAAUCAGGCCAUCGAUGCAGCCCGUGUUCGCACUGGAUACUACCAAUGGAAGGAACAUUAAUUCAACGGGUUUUCACACUGGAGUUCGUCUACCCCAAAUUUCGUUACCUAAUUUCGAUGGAGAUUACCGAAAAUGGCUGUCAUUCAAAUCUACAUAUGAAUCUUUGAUCCAUGAAUCGGAGGAGAUCAGCGACGUCCAAAAGUUUCAUUACCUAAAAUCAGCUUUGAAAGGGGAAGCUGCGAAACUAAUUGAAUCGUUGACGAUCACUGGAGGUAACUAUGACAUAGCAUGGUGUACUAUCAACAAGCGAUACUCAAAUGAAUACUUGCUUAAGAAGAGGCAUUUUCAAGCUCUGAUAGAGUAUCCAAAAUUGGAUAAAGAAUCGGCGACAGCAAUUCAUGGACUGGUUGACGAAUUCGAGCAACGGUUGAAAAUUCUCAAACAGCUGGGAGAAAACACAGACUGUUGGGGCGCGAUGAUAGUACAUUGGAUGUGUUCGAAACUUGAUGGGCAAACUUUACAACUUUGGGAGGAUCAUGCUGCAUCCGUUGAUGAACCAACAUUUACGAUUUUGGUAGCCUUUUUGGAAAAACGUACCCGAGUAUUGGAAGCGGUUUCAUCAAAUGCAUCAGAAACAGGCAACAUUCCCAAGAAACCAAAUUCAACUAAAUUAACUGUUCAUACAGCUACUGGAUACAAUCGGGUCGCAACGACCUGCCCAUGUUGUGGAGAAAAUCAUUACAUGGCACGGUGUUCAACUUUUUUGAGAUUGAAUCUAAAAGACAGGCUAGAACUCGUAAAUGGAAAGCGAUUGUGUAGCAAUUGUUUCCGUGUGGGACAUUGGGUGCGUGAGUGUACCUCCAAUUAUCAUUGUAGAUCAUGUGGAAAAAGGCAUCACUCCCUCAUUCAUCCCGGUUUUUCACCCAAUGAUAGUGGUACUCCCAGCAAUGGCAAAGAAGAACAGUUUUCAAAGAAGCUCGAUAUGCCGUCUUCAUCAUCUAACAUUGUGACUAGUGGAUCGGAAGCAGAAGAGCAUCAGACAAUAGAGGAGGAAGCGGUUGCAUCUUACAGUGUUGGUAAAAAGGGGUGCGCAUCCAAUGUGUUCUUAUCUACAGUUGUAAUGGCAGUACAGGAUCAACAUGGCAAUAAGCAAUUAGCUCGAGCCCUUCUGGAUAACGGCUCACAGGCAAACAUAAUGAGUGAACGUUUGUGUCAAAUUUUAAAAUUGAAACCGAGAUUGGUUAAUAUCCCUAUUUGUGGAAUCGGACAAACAGAAUCUAGGGCAAAACAAGCUGUGAGAACCAUCAUCAGUUCCCGAGUGACCGACUUCUCGGUGGGUGUUGACUUUCUGGUUUUACAUCGAGUUACUUCGGAGCUACCUUCAGCUAGCGUUCCAGUUUCUCAAUGGAAGAUUCCCGAUAAUCUACAAAUGGCAGACCCAAGCUUCAAUAGAAGCAGUCGAAUUGAUCUACUGAUUGGAGCAGAGCAUUUUUACCGGUUUCUCUAUGAACGCGAAUUAAAACGUAUUUCCUUGGGUCCGGGCCUACCGGUUUUGAUUGAUACGGUAUUUGGUUGGGUUGUGACUGGAAAACAUUCUGAUACUAACAGACAACCCAUAAAUUGUUUCGUAGCAACAUAA